AUGAAUGGCGCUACCAACCCGAUGCAGCCUGUUGGGUUUGCAACACCCCACAACACAAAUUCUACAACAUCUUUGCAGCACAUGACACGCACCCCCCCUGCUCAUGAGGAUAACACUGACGAUGACUUGCUCAAGUCACGUACCCUGCUUGGACCAGCAAAGGGACCAAGCCAGAAGGAACAAGUGUCUGCUCAUUCGAAGACUCAGCUCCAAGCAAGUCGCCAACACAAUUAUAUUGAGAGCUCACAGACAGAGAUAUUAAGACUUCGCAAAGAGCAAGCCAGGCUCUCGGAUCACCAUGCUGCAACGACAACACGGCUCGAGGGAGAGAUCGAAAGCCUCAUCAAGCGCAUUGAGGCCCUUGAGGUACACGAACCAGCAGCACUUGUUGCCACUGGUGUUCGGAACAACGCAAUGAAUAGUGCCAUCCGUCAAGUGCUGUUCAAGAUGAUGGGCAUUGAGUUUAACGAAGCUCUUCCUGACGCUCUGGAUGGAAAGGACAACUACUGGACAGAAAUUGAUUUCCUUGAUGUCGAUGGCGCAACAACAGCAACAUCUGUUCUUCGACCAAAAUGGGCCGACUCAUGGACCCAUAAUUCUAAGUGGCACAAGUCAUUCUUUGAGCGGUUCCGCCGAGAUGCGAGCAACUACGAACCAACUCUCUCACAGGAUGCAGUCAAAGGCAUGCCUGAUAAGACAUUGCGGAGUGUUGCUGGUAAAGUAUUCCAGACAUUAAAGGAGGGUUAUAAGGAGGGAAACAGGCCAAUUGGACUUCAGUCUUUGAAUGUUGCCAUUGCUUGUCGUGAGAAGCGCCAAAUUGAUAAAUCUAAACUCACUAUUGAGGCUCGCAAAAAUAUCCCAGACCUCAAGGACCAGGUGUACGACUUUGCUUUCGCAUCAAAAUGGCAGUCAACGGAUUAUAGUGCCUCCGAUGCUUCACACCAGAGUUCAAGUGACGAGGUUGAUGUUGUCGUUAACAAGAGACGCAAAGCUUACAAGAAGCCAAAGAAGGAGGACAUCUUCACAACCCAUCCUCCAGCAUGGCGUUCAAAAGAUGUUAUCAAGGAUGAAGUUGAGAAGAUUGUCGCAGAGAGGGAGACUGACAAGAAGAACUGGAUGAAGAAACGAGUACCACAGAUUCAAGGACGACCUCGGCCAGCAGACUCCUUGCCACAACACAACACCCUCAAGACUCCACGAUGGGCAGUCUCAACACGAUGGCUCAAGAGUCUGAUGCAAGAAGACCGUGAGCAGCAGGAGGCGCUUAUGACCAAUGAUCAUGAUGCAGACAUGUCGUACUCGGAAAGCUCAUCAUCCGAGUCAGGUUAG
Molecule: messenger RNA, 1329 nt
Organism: Suillus bovinus
Lineage: Eukaryota; Fungi; Basidiomycota; Agaricomycetes; Boletales; Suillaceae
Exons: 4
Coding region: 1-1329 (442 amino acids)
Source: RefSeq, a predicted model, not a curated record